This is a messenger RNA of Leptopilina boulardi, 2890 nucleotides long. RefSeq names its product guanylate kinase. The transcript is spliced from 6 exons. Gene Ontology annotation, biological process: purine nucleotide metabolic process. NCBI's taxonomy places the organism in Eukaryota, Metazoa, Arthropoda, Insecta, Hymenoptera, Figitidae. The coding region runs from base 227 to 865 and encodes 212 amino acids. Gene Ontology annotation, molecular function: GMP kinase activity. The record is from RefSeq and is a predicted model, not a curated record. Gene Ontology annotation, cellular component: cytosol.
CGCAUGCGUCAUGCGAUGCGAUGAUAAAAGCUGAAAACGUGAUAAACGUCAUUAAUACUACUCCGAAUUUUAAUCUUGUUUAUUAAAUAGUUUUAUUUUAUAAUUUCCGACUAAAGGUGAACAAAAAGAUUUUAAUUUUUCAUCAACAGUUUAAAAAAAAUAGUUUUAUCCGAUGGCCAGUUGUAAUUGUCUUUUAGAAGAAUUUUAACGGAUCAUCUUUUAGAGAAUGAUGAGAUUUAGAAAUUUCACGAUAGGUGCUUUGAAUAUGGUUCAAAAAAGAUUUCGUCCUUUAGUUUUGUGUGGUCCAUCAGGAAGUGGAAAAAGUACAUUGAUAAAAAGACUUUUUGAUGAGUUUCCUGAAACAUUUGGAUUUUCAAUAAGUCACACAACGAGAAAACCACGAUAUAAUGAAAAAGACGGAAAGGAAUAUUAUUUUAUUACCAAGGAAGAAAUGCAAAGGCAAAUUGAUCAAGGAGAUUUUUUGGAAACUGCAAAAUAUGGUGGAAACAUUUAUGGAACCAGCAAACAAGCUGUUGAGAAUGUACAACUUGAUGGGAAAAUUUGCGUAUUGGAUAUUGAUACACAAGGCGUAAAGCAAAUAAAAGAAUCGUCGUUAAAUCCGCUGUUUGUUUUCAUAAAGCCACCAUCGAUUGCAGAAUUAGAGCGUCGAUUAAGAGAUCGAAAUACGGAGACCGAAGAGUCACUUCUCUUAAGAUUAACAGCAGCCAAAGUCGAAAUGGAAUAUGGUGAACAUCCAGGGAAUUUUCACUUAAUUAUCAUAAACGAUAAAGUGGAAAAUGCCUAUGAUACAUUGCGAGACUAUAUUCUAUCGGAAAUAAAACAGCAAAAUGAUUCAGAGAAUUAAUCAAGUACCUGUCUAAAAGAAUCUUCAUAAGCAACAUUAGUUAAUUAGGCGGCAAAUUUCUCGUUGUAGAAAAAUAACAGAUCGAGAAUUAAAUUAAUAUUCACUUAGUGAGUAAAGCCGCAGAAAUUUAAAUAUGAGAUUUGAUGCGAUCUGUAAAUUUGCAUUUAAUUUUAAUUGCCAAAAGUUUUUGUUUCUUUUUUCAUUGAGUUAAUAUGAACGUAAAUAGAAAAAAUUGUACAUAUUUUUUUUAAAUAGUGCUUCAUAAAGUUUAUAAAGCUCGCCAGUAUUAUAUUUUUGUACAUUUUAAAUGUUUUAUGCGAAACCGGUAUUAUCAAUCAACGAGUAGUUUUUAUCGCGUAAUGUUCACAAACUUUUAGAGAGAAAAAGAGAGUUAUAUAUUUUAUGAUAAGGCAAUUUUAUGAGUGAGAGAUAAAGAAUAAGUGAACGACUUGAAAACAUUAAUUUAUUUUGUUUCAUAUUCACAAAAUGCAAAAAAAAAAACAACAUUUUGUUGCUGGAGAUUUUUGAAAUGAAACAAAAUUAAUUUGUUAUAAACAAAUUUAUGAAAUUGUUUGUAUGAAUAUCUUUUGAGAUACGUGUUUUCAAUCAUUGUUUUUUUUUUUUUAAUUAAAACUUUAAUAUUUUUACAUUUUCACUUCCGUCUUAUAACAAGACACAAUUUAUAUUAUAUAUUAUUGAAAGAAAUAAGAGAAAAGAAAUUUUGUUUUUGUAUGUUUUUUACCUACUUUUUGUAAAUGAGCGAGUGUAAUGUAAUUUCUUAUUAUUAAGAUGAUGGGAUCUGAGUAUUGUAAAAGUUACUUCCGUUUUUUGGUAACGUUCUUCUACUUGAAUAUUUAAUUCAAAUAUACAAUCAAGUCAAAAAAAAAAAAAAAAAAAAAUUCUAUAUUAUAUUUUUGAAAUGUAAGCGAAGUCGGAUCGAAUGCAGUUUGGAUCUCAGAGAUUAAUUAGACAUUUUUCUGUAGAAAUAAAUUUCUUCUUAAAAUGUUACGAUUAUAAAUUAAUGUAAAAUGUAGAUUUAGAUAACUGAGACCAUCCACCAAUUGAAAAGGUUGUGUUCCAAUAGUGUAGGUUACUUAUAAAAUACAAUUGAGGCAUUCUUUUCGACAAUCUUGAAAAUUUUUUAUUUUCUUUUUUGAUUGCUUCUAUGGGGAAAGGGAGGAAAAGUGUUUCUUUAGAUUGUAGAAAAGUAUUGCCUAUUUGUCAUUCAUGCAUUCGUUACGUUAAUAUCAUGCGACUUUUCAUCAUCAUUGGAAUUAAUUUUUUUUUUCGAAAUCUCGUUAAAAAUAAAAAUGUUAUCCUCGUUCUCAAAAUCGAAUUUACCAGUGGAUGUAAUUAUGUAUAUUUUAAUUUUGUAAACGUUUAAUUUUUCAUCUAACUUUUCGCGCUGAAAACUUUUCAAAAAAGAAAAAAAAAUUUGUUUAUUAAAAAAAAAAAAAACAUAAAAUUGCAAAAGAAAUUUAUUCAAUGUUUAUCAUUCAAGUAAAAUUGAUUAUUAUUGUUUAAAUAAUAUUUAAAUUUGUAGGUUGAUUUAAUUUUUUUAAAUUAAACAUUAUAACUUUUAUUUCUUAAUAAUUAAUUAAUUACAAUUGAAAAAAUUUUUCGAUUUUACAAGAUUAAUUUCUUAAAAAAAUUUUCAGCGCGAUUUAAAAAAAAAAAUUUUUAAUUAGGUUUUUCAUACCAUCUAAUUAUAAAACAAUUUGCGUAAUAUUGUUGUCAUAUGAAAUGACCAAAAUUAUAUGCGAAAAAAAUAGAAUUUUAUUCAAUUAAUAUUUUAAUUUCUGAUAUUAAAAUUGUAUUUUUUUAUUAUUUUCAUAACAUUAAUAAUUUUUUAAUUUAAAAAAAUUGGAUUUUCUUUUUAAAGUUAAAUGAAUUUUUUAUUUUAUUUUUUGAAACAUAUUUUUUGGUCAUCUGUUGAUAAUAACAAUUUUAAAAUGUCAAUUGUAAAAAAAUUAUAUUGUAAUUUACUGUUGUGGCGAAAGUUAAUAAAAUUCAAUUAUAUAGAAA